AUGGCUAACCCAAAUAAGAGGCCCUUAUCUCCAACAAUCGCUCAAUCUCUCCCAUAUUCCACCAAACAGCCUCCGAGAAAACAGCGCUCGAGGAAGCCACCGAUCUUGGAACAUAGUAAUAAUAAUCACACUCCCGGUCGCAGAACCGGUGCUCCCCAGGUAAAUCAUAUAUCAGCAUCUGCACCUCCGACUGCCACGCUUCCCGAAAGCCAUCAGCCGUUUGCUGUUUCCGUUAUUACGUCCUUAAUGUCUGGAUUCACAGCGAAAUCAACAUUUAGAGAUGGACCCUGGCGGGACUCGACCCUGGGAACAAGGACAAUCACGGGUAUCGCGCCGGUGGCAGUGGGCCCCAACAGAACACAGAACACAAGCCUGAUGACGAUGUCGACGGUACCUCCCGCCAUGUCGAGGAGUUUUGGUAGAUUCGAUGGCCUAGCUCCACCAUCUCUGUCGUCGUCGUCGUCGUUAUCAUCGCCAUCGUCAAGGCAGAUCGAAGACCAUCCGCCAAUCGCUCCCCCGUUGCUAUCGCGCGAAAGCAUGUCAACGGCUUCGGAAUCAACCGACUCUUCUCCCACAACCACCAGUUCGACUUUUGACUCUCCCAUCAUCGUCGAGACCUCUCCAGAUUCUUCUCCAGAGUCACCAAGCUCCAUCAUGCCCUUACCAUCGCUCAAAUCGAGCCACCAGGACCAAGGAUCCGUGAAUCAGUCAUUCCUACGACCGAUGUCUCCGAAUGCGAAUCCCGGUCCAACGGAGUCCUCCAACCGGCGGGCCAAGAAUCUAAAGAACCUGUCGCUUCGAUUGCCAGCCUCGCCUUUCCGUCCUCCACUCUCCACCGCCCCGAUCGCCGAAUCUGGUCGCCAUCUCUCAGAACCAUCAUCACCGGUACGGCCCCAUUCCAGGGGAUCCAAGCGCCGUCCACCUAAUCUGACGAUUCAGACUCCUGGUUUCCAGCGCCCGUACUCUUCCAACGGAACGCGGGUGGUGCCACCAACACCCAGCGUCAGGCCUACCCUCCGACAUAUUGAAUCUUCACCAUCACUCAAUUCCAUACUGUCGCCUACUCACACAAAUCCUAUGAUGCCUGCUCCCUUUCCUUCGAAACCGUUUUCAUUGGGGACGUGGUGCGAUGCCGACCUGGGUAAAGCCUCAAAUCAGACUAACUUUAAUCCUAAUGAACCCCUAAUUGAGUUUGGAGAAGAGGAUGACUGCCCCAUUUCCCGGGAGUCGAGAAAGGGCAGUGAAAGAGGCUACCCAGAUGGCCCAAUACGUAUCUAUGACUCCGGACUUUGGCUCUAUCUGGAACCUAAUCAGGAGGAGGCCUCAAAAUUUGAUGUCGUCUUCAACGUCGCUAAAGAAGUGAACAAUCCGUUCAGCACGGACGGGCCGAAACAUGACACCGUGAUGUCUGUCUGGAAGGCUACUCUUGCCCAGUCAAACGCAGCUUUGCGAGGGGAGGAUCCCGAUACCGCUUGUUCAGAGCUGUCGUUCAAAUCCGCCCUGGAAUCUCUAUCCGACGAAUGUCCGCCAACCCCCAAAGCCAACCGACCGGAACCAGAGUAUAUCCAUGUCCCGUGGGAUCACAAUUCCGAAAUUCUGGACGACUUGUUUCCUCUCUGCGAAAUCAUCGAUAACAGGAUCUCCAAGGGCAAGCGGGUUUUGAUUCACUGUCAAUUGGGAGUAAGCCGGUCAGCCUCGCUCGUGAUAGCGUACGGGCUCUACAAGAACACCCAUCUGGACUUCAACGCGGUAUACGGCAUGGUAAAAGAGAGAAGUUGUUGGGUCGGACCAAACAUGAGCUUGAUCUACCAGCUUACCGAUUUUCGAACAAAAAUUCGGGGCGGGACCAUCACGAGAUCUCCCGCAGACUACAAUGAAGCCAUGAGCACUGCCCAAAGUCCACACAUUCAGACCACAGAUAUCGAAAGAGAAACUGCCCAUUCGAAAGCGGCGGCUUCCACCCCAAACAACGGAAAGCCUGUGGUGGAUCCUUCGAAACUGUUCACCCAGGUCAACCCGUUCAGCCCGGAUACCUCUUCUAACCGAGUUCGAAGACAUAUAACGCCGCGACCUCUACCGUUGAGAGAAAAAUUUCACACCAUUCACUCUCUACGCAAUUCACCCUGCCACGAUGGACCUACCGCCACGACCACAACGACGACCACAACCACCUUUCAGCGUCCUUCGGUACGGUCCGCUCUGCAAAUGGACCUUGUCAUGCAGGACGUACCACCAAGUCCGUCGUUCUUUUCCCCUAAAGCCAGUGAAUUUAUCGCAGCACCCUUCCCGCGGUCAAAGGCUGGUGAUAUUACCUUUGAGAAAUUCGCCAACCUUCAGUCACCGAAUCUCGUUCGCCGCCCUAGCAUGAAUGAUCCCAGGUCACCGCAAAGAAGAGCGGAGCCGAUUAUCAUGAGAAGCAUUGACGAAUUUCUUUGA
Coccidioides posadasii C735 delta SOWgp is the source of this 2436-nucleotide messenger RNA. NCBI's taxonomy places the organism in Eukaryota, Fungi, Ascomycota, Eurotiomycetes, Onygenales, Onygenaceae. The record is from RefSeq and is a predicted model, not a curated record.